GAAUGUGACGACAAAGGAGAUUUGAGUGAAUUUACUUCGGGCAGUUUGAUUUGCGCCAUCAGUUUAACUUCACACGACGUGGCGAGACUUCUGAAGAUUCUUCCAAGGAUUCUGCAGAGAAGAAUGGAAACUGCGAAUGGUCAGCACUUCGACUCCGGAUCGGCGGAGCUGAAUGACAAGAUCGCGCAGUGGCUGGAGUGGGACAAGUGCGACGUCACGCUGGCGGAGAUCCGGCGUCUGGCGGAGGAUUGCGAGUGGGAGAAGCUGAAGGUGCUGCUGCUCACGCGUCUGUCCUUCGGCACGGCGGGCUUGCGGGGCGCCAUGCGGGCCGGCUUCAGUGGCAUGAACGAGCUGGUGGUGCUGCAGACGGCGCAGGGACUGCUCAAACACAUCCAGGAAUGUUAUCCAGCGCCGGAGCAGCAGCGCCGCGGCGUCGUGUUCGGCUUCGACGGACGCCAUCAGAGCAGACGCUUCGCUGAGAUCUCCGCCUCGAUCUUCCUGCGCGCCAACAUUCCAGUCUUUCUCUAUGGCAAGACUGUGGCCACGCCGAUGGUGCCGUUUGCGGUGCUGGAGAAGCAGUGUCUGGCCGGCGUGAUGGUGACGGCGUCGCACAAUCCCAAGAACGACAACGGCUACAAGGUUUACUGGACGAACAGCGCGCAGAUCAUCUCGCCGCACGACAAGGGCAUUCAGAGCGGGAUCCUGAACAAUCUAGCGCCCUGGCCGAAGAGUUGGAGUGUGGAUAACCUCGAUUCGCCGCUCCUCGCCGAUCCCUAUGACGACAUGGUGGCGCUGUACAUGGAGAAGCUGCUGAAGAACAUCCCCAGAGUUCUGAUCGACGACUACAACGCGCGGAGCGACGUCCAAUUCGUCUACUCCGCCAUGCACGGCGUCGGCUGGCCGUUCGUCGAGCGCGGCUUCGCCGUGGCCGGCCUCAGUGCGCCUCUGGCCGUGGCUGAGCAAAGAGAUCCAGACCCGGAGUUCCCCACAGUGCAAUUCCCGAAUCCCGAGGAGGGCAAGUCGAGCCUCGUGCUGAGCAUCAAGUUGGCCAAUGAGUCGCAGUGCGGCGUGAUCCUGGCCAAUGAUCCGGACGCGGACAGGCUCGCGUGCGCCGAGAAGAAUCCCGCGAGCGGCGAAUGGAAGGUGUUCACGGGCAACGAACUGGGCGCGCUGCUCGGCUGGUGGGCAAUUGAGUGCUGGAAGCGAACGCAUCCAGACGGUGUGCGCGACGAUUGCUAUCUACUCGCGAGCACCGUGAGCUCGAAGAUGCUGGCGUCCGUGGCCAAGGCGGAGGGAAUGCACUUCAUCGAGACGCUGACGGGCUUCAAGUGGAUGGGAAACAAGUCAGUGGAGUUGCUGGCGGAGGGAAAGAGUGUGCUGUUCGCCUUCGAGGAGGCCAUUGGCUUCAUGUUUUCGCCCACAGUGCUGGACAAGGAUGGCGUGAGUGCUGCCUGUCAUCUGGCCACGAUGACGUGCUUCUUGCGCCAGGAGGAGAACAAAUCGCUGACGGAGAAGCUGGAGGAUCUCUACAGGCAGUACGGAUUUCACUACACCCUCACUUCCUACUUCCUCUGCUACGAUCCCGUCGUCAUUGUGCAGAUCUUCGAGAGGAUUCGCAACUUCCGCGGCGAGAACACCUACCCGACGAGCAUUCUCGACGGCAAGUACGCCAUCAAGUACGUGAGGGACUUGACGACGGGCGUUGACACUGCGCAGAGCGACGGCAAGGCUGUGUUUCCGGUGAGCAGGAGUUCGCAGAUGAUCACGUUCACCUUCGAGAAUGGCACCGUGGUGACGCUGAGGACGUCCGGAACGGAGCCCAAGAUCAAAUACUACGCAGAAAUGUGCGCACAGCCCGGCCAGAGUGACUGGAAUGCGCUCAAGGACGUGCUGAGCGAAAUGGUGCAGAACAUUGUUCAGGAAUUGCUGCAGCCGGCGAAGCAUAACUUAAUACCAAAGCCAGAGUAGAAAACUUCGGGGGAAGUCAGUGAAAUUCUAGCUUAUCUGUCUCUAUAUAAACAACUCUUCUAUAACAUUGGCAUCCUUUCUGAUAGAGAAAUCUCUUUCCACAUAAAAAAAAAACAUGUUAGAAUAGAAAGAAAGCUUUGCUUUCUUUAUCACUCAUGAAAAAAAAUGACAAUUUCUCUUCAUGUUUAGCAACUUGUUAAAUGUCUCGAAGAUAUUUUCUUUCCACUUUAUUCCUGAACAUUAACACUUUAUAACUAAUAAUUCUUUCCACAUCUCAACUAACUUUAAUCGUCUUUCCAAUAUUAAUAGUUUCUUAUCAUGUGAUAUAUUUGCAAAAAUCGAUCAAAGUAUGCAAUAAGUGAUGCUAAUUUUAUUUAGUUCUUGAGUUACUUAAAGCUUUCGGUCGCUUUAUUUAGAAAUACAAUAGUUGAAUUAAAGCCAGGAAUAAUGAAAUGAUUAUUAUUGAUGCUUUCAAAGGAGAGAAAAUAUGUAGAAAUCUUGUGUUAAUGGCAUUUUUAUCAUUUCUUGGAUGAUUUGAUUUCUCGAAAAAUGGCGCUUCAAACUUCCUUAUAAUUUCGGAAAAUCCUUUUUUUUAUCUACAGUUUAGAGAAAUUUUACAACUGAUUUGCAGUCACAAUUUUAAAAUGUGGUGUAAUUAAUAUAUUAGUGUUUAUAGAAGUAAUGAAUAAAAGACAAGAAUAAAUAUUAAUAAGUGUGUA
Messenger RNA from Phlebotomus argentipes, 2687 nucleotides. RefSeq names its product phosphopentomutase (gene Pgm2a). Lineage: Eukaryota; Metazoa; Arthropoda; Insecta; Diptera; Psychodidae. Gene Ontology annotation, molecular function: magnesium ion binding; phosphopentomutase activity. The record is from RefSeq and is a predicted model, not a curated record. The transcript is spliced from 4 exons. Gene Ontology annotation, biological process: carbohydrate metabolic process; purine ribonucleoside salvage. Bases 124 to 1968 code for a protein of 614 amino acids.